AUGCCCAUAGCGCAUCAUGUCGUCCUGGCCUCGGGCGCUGUCGUUGCAGUGUCCGUCGCAGUGGCUACCUUCAUCGCCAUCUACGAGUCCCCCGAGCUGCGCCAGUACGCAGACGACGUGAGACGACGCAUUGCCAUGGCCUUUUACUCCAUCGGUGACGGCAUCACGCCUCCAGCCCGCGAGCCCCGCUUCAACAGGCCCGAGGACGCCGACGGCUUCUUCGAGUCCCGCCGCGGCCUCGGCGCUGAGCCCGGCGUCGACGCUGACGACGAAACCCGCCGCCGGCAGAGAGAGGAGCUGCUCUACUGGAACUCGGUGCGGCUGCAGCAGCAGCAGGACAAGGAGAAGCAGCAGCAGCCGCAGAACUCGUCUGAAGCGCCGCCUCGGCCUGACAAGCUGCCUCGCCGCGGAUCGACAUUUGAUGACUUUUUGCGGCCCGACGACACCGCUGAGCAGGGCGCAUACGUCUUCAACUCGGGUGCUGACGUUAGGGACUUUGGCGGCCUUCGUCGUCGCGGAGAAGGCGCCCGGGGCUUCAUGUCGCCCGCGUACUCCAAUCCCUUUGCCGAUGAGCAUCACCUCGAUGCCGAUGAGAUCCAGGACGCCCACAUCGCCCACCAGCUCGGCCCGGAGCCCAGCGAGAUGUCCGACAUUUACAGCGCCACCACCCGUGAUGACCAUGAGGAGCGAAGCGCCACUCUGGAGGCCAUCUCGCCCUCGCCGUUGGUUGAUGUCACCCCGCUGCCCUCCGCCGGUUCGCAGUCGCCGCCUCCGACCCUCGAGCGAGAGCUUGCCGAGGACGAGUUCAUGUCCGCCGGCCAGCCCGAUCGCCAAGACGUCCACGCCACCAUCCAGGCCUGGGCCCAGGAAUCGAGCCGUGACUUUUACUCCCCGACACAGGACUCGAGCCGUGACUUUUACUCCCCCCUCCCCGUGACUCCCGUAGCGCCAAUGUCCGAGCCCGACGUCAUCUCAGAAGGCGAGCUGACCCCCACCGACUCGGUGUCUCUCGUUGGGUCCGGCGAGGACAUUGCCAAUGAUGCGCAGAUUUCCGAGCGCGACAGCAACGGACGGUACAUGGACGUCAUGAGCGAGAGCGAGGGCAUGCUCACUCCGGCGAGCUGGUCCGAGGUGGGUAGCGUCAUCAGCGACAACGAGGGCCCGAUGCACGCAUGA
Molecule: messenger RNA, 1176 nt
Organism: Trichoderma citrinoviride
Lineage: Eukaryota; Fungi; Ascomycota; Sordariomycetes; Hypocreales; Hypocreaceae
Exons: 1
Coding region: 1-1176 (391 amino acids)
Source: RefSeq, a predicted model, not a curated record